Messenger RNA from Solenopsis invicta (red fire ant), 4633 nucleotides. Its product is annotated as ATP-dependent RNA helicase ddx23. Gene Ontology annotation, molecular function: RNA helicase activity; ATP binding; RNA binding. Gene Ontology annotation, cellular component: nucleus; P granule. The record is from RefSeq and is a predicted model, not a curated record. Gene Ontology annotation, biological process: cell differentiation; gamete generation. Bases 192 to 4187 code for a protein of 1331 amino acids. Lineage: Eukaryota; Metazoa; Arthropoda; Insecta; Hymenoptera; Formicidae. The transcript is spliced from 5 exons.
AUCUCAUUUAGAUAUUGUUAUAAUGAUUUAUAUUAUUAAAACACAAAAAUUUUUUAUAUAAAAUUUUCCAAUAUAAUUACAUGAUAUAUGUUUAUUUAACAUGCGAUAUUCAUUAUUAUAGGUAAAAACUUAUAGUUGAAGAACAGUUGAGAGUUGAUGACGCAUCGGACUUUUCUCAAGCGGCAGUAAAUAUGGCGCAUCAGACCUUUGAAGAAUGCGCCAUUGGCUAUGGUAAAGGACGUGGAGCACUUUUAUUCAAUAACAAUGACACAGAUUAUAGUGUAGGAGGCUACAAUAAUAGCAAACGAACAAACUAUAAGGAAAAUAAUGACAAUGCUCAUGAAGAUUAUGAAAAUAGAUAUAAUGGCAAACAUAAUAAAUUUGAAGGACGCAACAGACAACAGGAUAGUGAUGGGCCGCGUCAUGGAAACAAUAGAGGAGGUGACAAUGAUCGUAAAUGGCAAAGUAAUUGGAGAAACCAGUAUGACGACGGUGAAACUGAAGAUAUCGGCUUUAAUGGACACGUCAGAUCUAGAAGAGAUAGAGAUGAUAGAGGUGAAAGAGGCGGCAAUGGAGGUGGAAGAGAUGGUGGUUAUGGCAGAAAUAGGGAUAACGAUGAUAAUGAUUUUGAAGAUAGGAAACCUAGAAGAGAUAGAGGUGAUAGAGGCGGCAGAAGAGGUGGAAGAAAUGGUGGUUAUGGCAGAAAUAGGGAUAACGAUGAUAAUGAUUUUGAAGAUAGGAAAUCUAGAAGAGAUAGAGGUGAAAGAGGCGGCAGAGGAGAUGGAAGAGAUGGUGAUUAUGGCAGAAAUAAGGUAGAAAUAGAUAUAAAUAUGAAAAUAGAUAUUAUUAUCAGAAAUAGAUAUUAUCAUCAUAAUGAUAAUGAUAAUAACGAUUUUGAAGAUAGAGGACAUGGACGAAAUGACGAUGAAUCGAAAGAAAAACCAAAAAAGAAAAAGAAUUAUAUCCCAUCAGAACAACCAAAUGAUGAAGGUUGCUUAUUUGGGAAUGAAGUUACAAUGGGAAUAAACUUCAAUAAAUAUGACAGUAACAUAGAUUGUAGUGUAGGAGGCUACAAUAAUAACAAACAAACAAACUGUAAGGAAAAUAAUGACUAUACUAACAAAGAUUAUGAAAAUAGAUAUAAACAUAGUAAUAAAUUUGAAGGACGCAAUAGACAACAAGAUAGUGAUGGGCCGCGUUAUGGAAGCAAUAGAGGAGGUGACAAUAAUCGUAAAUGGCAGAGUAAUCGGCGAAACCAGGAUGAUGACGGUGAAACUGAAGAUAACGGCUUUAAUGGACACAACAGACCUAGGAAAGAUAGCGAUGAUAGAGGUGGAAGAUGUGGAAGAGGCGGAAGAGGAGGUGGUUAUGGCAGAAAUAGGGAUAACGAUGAUAAUGAUUUUGAAGCUAGGAAACCUAGAAGAGAUAGAAGUGAAAGCAUUGGCAGAGGAGGUAGAAGAGAUGAUGGUUAUGGCAGGAAUAGAAAGAACAGUGAAAAUAAUAAUUUCGAAAAUAGUGGACAUAAACAGAACGACGAUGAAUUGAAAGAACCAAAGAAGAAAGAGAUUUGUAUCCCACCAGAACAACCAAAUGAUGAAAGUUUCUUAUUUGGGAAUGAAGUAACAACGGGAAUGAACUUCAAUGAAUAUAACGUUAUCGAAGUAAAUGUGACUGGUGAAGGUGCACCGCAUCCAAUAAAAUCUUUUGACCAAUCCGGCCUUAGAACUGAUCUGUUGCAGAAUAUUAAAAAGUCGGGUUACACAGAGCCUACUCCAGUUCAAAAGUACGCCAUUCCAAUUAUAAUGAGCGGCCGCGACUUAAUGGCUUGUGCACAAACAGACUCGGACAAAACUGCGGCAUUCGUACUUCCAAUUCUACACUCGCUGUUGGAGAAUCAAAGAGAUUUAGUUAAAACGGGUUCUUCCUGCGAACCACACGCGAUUAUUAUAUCGUCUACAUGCAAACUUGCUUUGCAAAUUUAUACACAAUUCAAGAAAUUUUCUUUGAACUCUGUCAUACGUGUCGAGUCGAUUUCUGAAAGAACUUCAUCUAUGUUGUCGUAUCUAACAAAUAAAGUAUGCAACGAUUGCCACGUUUUAAUCGCAACUCCAGGCAGACUGUUGGAUUUUAUUGAACGAGGCAAGGUUGUACUUUCUUCCUUGCGCUUUUUUGUACUAGAUGAGCCUGACAGAAUGCUUGAUAUGGGUUUUCUGCCUGAUAUUGAAAAGAUAAUGGAUCAUGAAACAAUGGUAGCUACGGAAAAAAGGCACAUGCUUAUGUUUUCCGCUACUUUCUCGAAGAAAAUACAAAAACUUGCUGAUAGAUUUUUACAAAAUUAUUUAUUCCUCGAGGUUAGGAUUGUCGGAGAUAUUUGCGCUGAUGUACAACAGAAUUUUUACCAAAUAUCUGGUCAAUCCAAUGAGCUAGAAUUGCUCAUAGAACUGUUAGGGAAACAAAAUAAACUUGGUAGUAUACAAGAUACUUUAGUAUUUGUCUCACAGGAAAUUCAGGCGGACAUCAUUACCUCUUUCUUAUCGGAAAGAAAUUAUCUCAGCGCACACAUCGAUGAAGAUGGAUUGCAAAGAGAACGAGAAGAAACACUAUUUGAUUUUAAGCAAGGAAAAAUGCCGAUUUUGGUACUAACAACGCUUGCUGCGCGAAGCUUGGAUAUUAAAGAUGUUUCGCACGUAAUCAACUUCAAUUUGCCAGAAACGAUCAACGAAUAUGUUGAUAGAAUUGGACGAAUUAGUACAGUUGGAAAUUGUGGAAAAGCAACUUCAUUUUUCGUUCCAAAAUUUGAUAUGCCUCUCGCAGGAGAUUUGAUAAAAAUUUUAAAGCAAGCUGGUCAGGUGGUACCUGAUUGGUUAGAAUCUAUUGGUGGUGGAGAAAGCGGAAACUACUUCAUGUCAGGAAAGGGCAGAAGAUUUGGCGGAGAAGAUAUCAAAGCCGUAAAAAUGGCUGAACAACAGAGGGAAGUUCGUUUUCUUAAGAUUGUUGGAGAUGUUUGUGUUGAUGUAGAACAGAACUUCUACGAAAUUGAUCAUACCGAAUUUAAUCAUACCGAUAAGCUAGAAUUGCUCCUAGAACUGUUAGAGAAACAAAAUAAACUUGGUAGUAUACAAUAUACUUUAGUAUUUGUCUCAGAGCAAGUAAACCCGAAGUUGAUUGCCUUUUUCUUGUCGUUAAGAAACUGUCCCAAUAAAUAUAUCGAUGAAGAUGAAUUGCAAAUAAAACAAGAAGAAAUACUAUCUGAUUUCAAGCAAGGAAAAAUACCGAUUUUGGUAUUAAAGACGUUUGCCGCGCGAGAAUUUGAAAUUAAAAAUGUUUCGCACGUAAUCAACUUCAAUUUGCCACAGACGAUUGACGAAUAUAUUGAUAGAAUUAGUCGAACUAGUAGAGUUGGAAAUCAACUAGGAAAAGCAACUUCAUUUUUUGAUCCAACAUUUGAUCGAUCUUUGGUAGGAGAUUUGAUAAAAGUUUUAAAACAAGCUGGUCAGAAAAUACCCAAUUGGUUGGAAUCUAUUAGUAGUGGAGAAAGCGAAGACUACUUUAUUCCAGGAAAGGGCAGAAGAUUUGGUGGGGAAGAUAUCAAAGCCGGAAAAAUGGCUGAACAACAGAGGGAAGUUCAUUUUCUUAAGACUGUUGAUAUUUGUGCUGAUGUAGAACAUAACUUCUACGAAAUAUCUGGUCAGAUUAAGCUAGAAUUGCUCACGGAACUGUUAGAGAAACAAAAUAAACUUGGUAGUAUACAAUAUACUUUAGUAUUCGUCUCAAAGAAUAACCAGACGCGCCUCGUUGUCCCUUUCUUAUCGGGAAGAAAUUUUCCCAGCACAUAUAUCGAUGAAGAUGGAUUGCAAAGAGAACAAGAAGAAACACUAUUUGAUUUCAAGCAAGGAAAAAUACCGAUUUUGGUAUUAACGACGUUUGCCGCGCGAAAAUUGCAUAUUAAAAAUGUUUCGCACGUAAUCAACUUCAGUUUGCCACAAUCGAUCGACGAAUAUAUUGAUAGAGUUAGACGAACUAGUAGAGUUGGAAAUCAACUUGGAAAAGCAACUUCAUUUUUUGUUCCAGCAUUUGAUGUACCUCUCGCGGAAGAUUUGAUACAAAUUUUAAAACAAGCUGGUCAGGUAGUGCCUGAUUGGUUAGAAUCUAUUGUAGUAGUGGAAAAAGAGAAUACUUCUUACUAAACAAUGGCAGAAGAGGUUGCAUGGAAGAUAUGAGAAACGAUGCAUACAAGAUGAAUGUGCUAAUGUUGGAAACUACAUCUCUUGUACAAAAAAGGAACCAGACUAAAAGAGCUUUUGUAGAUUAAAUGCUAUUAUUUUCUUUUUACAUUUAAAAAGUAUGACAGAUUCUAUUGGUAGUAGUGAUGUACAAAUUAAAGUUUUUUUUUAUGCCGAAUUGAAUCAAAUGUUUGAAAUUUUUAAUAACAAUUGUUUGGUUAAAUUUUAAUGAUUCAAGUCAUACUCGAAUAGCUAACUAUGUUUCUUUAAUGGAUUAUAUGCAAAAGUAUAUGAGCAAUGAUGACAAUUUGUUUUUGUUUCUUUUUUCUUUAGUUGUCAAUACAUCGUACUUUUAUCAAAGUUUUUUAUAAUAUGAUAGAAGGAAUGUAUGAUGCAUUUGAACUUAUAUU